Molecule: messenger RNA, 759 nt
Organism: Micromonas commoda
Lineage: Eukaryota; Viridiplantae; Chlorophyta; Mamiellophyceae; Mamiellales; Mamiellaceae
Gene: CYCT1
Exons: 6
Coding region: 1-759 (252 amino acids)
Biological process (GO): regulation of transcription by RNA polymerase II; positive regulation of DNA-templated transcription, elongation
Cellular component (GO): nucleus; cyclin/CDK positive transcription elongation factor complex
Molecular function (GO): cyclin-dependent protein serine/threonine kinase activator activity
Source: RefSeq, a predicted model, not a curated record
AUGUUUAUCUCACGAGAACACUUAGAGGGGAACUCCCCAUCACGCGAACACGGGAUAGGGGCUCGCCUAGAGGCCACCUUUCGCUGGUCAUAUUGUGAAUUUCUGAAAGAUGUCGGCAUUGAACUCAAAAUGCCGCAGUUGACUAUCGCGACAGCAGUGGUAUUAUGCCACCGCUUCUACGCGAAGCACUCGCACGGAAUUAAAGAAAAUGAUCGUUUUAUUGUGGCAACAGCUUGCUUGUUUCUGGCUGCUAAAGUUGAGGAGACACCUAAGCCGCUGAAAGAAGUGGUUAGAGUGGCUUACCUCGUCCAACACAAAAACGAGUACGAUGAUGCGGUGAAACGCAUCCAUCAGAAGGAACGAUUUGAGGAGCACAGAGAAAAAGUGCUUCAGGCGGAGCGUCUUAUACUACACACUGUUGGAUUCGAUUUCAAUGUUGAGCACCCAUACAAACACAUCUUGAAUAUAGCCAGAGAACUCGGUCAACGCGAAGAGCAGCUGGAAAUUCAUCAUCGCAGGGCUACUCAGGUUGCUUGGAAUUUUGCAAAUGACAGUUUGCGAACCACGCUAUGUUUGCAGUUUUGUUCUCAUGAUAUAGCACGCGCUGCCGUUAAUCUUUCCUUCAACAUAUUACAAGCAACGCAGCGCAACCCGCAAAAAUUGUUGGACGAACGAGCAUCAAAGGAUGCUAUAUGCGAGGAAAUAUGCAAUCAAAUUAUGGACCUUUACGAUGAGACGAAUGCAUCUUUUAUAGGAUGA